AGAUACAUACCCUCCUCUGCUUCCACAUUUAUUUAUAAAUAAAUCAUAUAGCACUUUACUCUCCUGUCGUCGGCUGCUCCACUAUUAUACCACCCUUUCCCUUCCCAAACGAAGCACUGCAAUUUCCCAGUUCUCGGUCACCGGAAAUGACGUGUCGUCGACUCCCGAUCGCCAUUUUGUUCUUUCUAUAUUUGGUAAUUUCCUCUCAGUCCCUGGACUUUGAUAAUUUACACAAAAAGCACAAAUCCAAAAUCAAAGGUCCCAUCAAAACCCUAGUGAUUCUGGUCAUGGAGAAUCGCUCUUUCGAUCACGUCCUCGGCUGGCUGAAAUCAACCCGACCCGACAUCGACGGCUUGACUGGAUCCGAAUCGAAUCGAAUAUCUGUCUCGAACCCCAACGCCGAUGAAAUCUUCGUCUCCGACGACGCGUUGUUCAUCGACUCGGACCCUGGCCACUCAUUCCAAGCUAUCAGAGAACAGAUAUUCGGUUCAAACGAUAGCCUCGCUGACCCGGCUCCAAUGAGCGGGUUCGCGCAACAAGCGAAGAGCAUGAGUGAAACCAUGUCGAAAAUCGUCAUGAGCGGCUUCAAACCGAGUCGGGUACCGGUGUACACCGAGUUAGCGAACGAGUUCGCCGUUUUUGACCGGUGGUUCGCGUCGGUUCCCGCGUCAACUCAGCCGAACCGGCUCUAUGUUCACUCCGCAACCUCACACGGAGCCAUGAGUAACGUGCGGAAAGACCUCAUCCAUGGAUUCCCUCAAAAAACGAUCUUCGACUCACUUGACGAGAACGGCCUCAGUUUUGGAGUUUAUUACCAAAACAUCCCCGCGACCCUUUUCUUAAAGUCGUUGAGGAAAUUAAAGCACGCAAUGAAGUUUCACAGCUACGAAUUGAAGUUCAAAUUGCACGCGAAGCUAGGGAAGUUACCUAAUUAUGUGGUGGUUGAGCAGAGGUAUUUCGAUGUGGAGUUAUUUCCAGCCAAUGAUGAUCACCCAUCACAUGACAUGGCAAGAGGACAGAGGUUUGUGAAGGAGGUGUACGAGACACUGAGGAGUAGUCCGCAGUGGAAAGAAAUGGCGCUUUUGAUUACUUAUGAUGAACAUGGCGGGUUUUAUGAUCACGUGCCUACACCCGUGCGCGGGGUGCCGAAUCCUGAUGGGAUUGUUGGACGUGACCCGUAUUAUUUCCAGUUUAACCGGUUGGGUGUUCGGGUUCCUACUCUUUUGAUCUCUCCUUGGAUUGACAAGGGUACUGUGAUACAUGAGCCAGCUGGGCCAAGACCAUCUUCUCAAUUUGAGCACUCUUCAAUCCCUGCAACGGUGAAGAAGCUCUUUAACUUGAAAUCGAAUUUCUUGACAAGGAGGGAUGCAUGGGCUGGUAGUUUUGAGAAUUACUUUUACCUACGUGACACUCCUCGUGAUGAUUGUCCAGAAACCCUGCCAGAGGUGACAACAUUAAUGAGGCCAUGGGGACCAAAAGAAGAUGCAAGCCUCUCAGAAUUCCAGGUUGAGAUGAUCCAGCUUGCAUCACAGCUCAAUGGUGAUUAUGUACUGAAUGCUUACCCAGAUAUUGGCAAAAGCAUGACAGUGGGUGAAGCCAACAGAUAUGCCGAGGAUGCAGUUAGGAGGUUCCUUGAAGCCGGCAGGGCUGCUCUAAGAGCUGGAGCAAAUGAAUCAGCUAUUGUUACAAUGCGACCUUCACUCACUAGCCGAAUUCCAGUGGGGGGUCUUGGUAACUACCAGAAAGCCUAUUGAUUCCUGACAAAACCACCAGUUUAGAUAUGAAUUUAAAUACAAAUAUACUACAAUUACCGUGUCUGUAAAUAGUUAAUGUAAUUUGCAAAUUGCUAUUUGUUACAAUGAAUACUAGUACUGUUCCUAGUUACAUGUGCAAGUGGUGUUUGUAUUAUCAGGUAUGCAGUAGUUAAUCUGAUUGUCAGAUUCUCAAGAGUGGGGAUUGUGCACCUUGCAUCUUGUUCUUGAGAGAACCACAGAAAUAAGAGGCCUCGUAGCCAUUUUAUACUG
This is a messenger RNA of Populus euphratica (Euphrates poplar), 2024 nucleotides long. RefSeq names its product non-specific phospholipase C1. Gene Ontology annotation, molecular function: hydrolase activity, acting on ester bonds. The record is from RefSeq and is a predicted model, not a curated record. The transcript has 3 exons. Bases 147 to 1754 code for a protein of 535 amino acids. NCBI's taxonomy places the organism in Eukaryota, Viridiplantae, Streptophyta, Magnoliopsida, Malpighiales, Salicaceae. Gene Ontology annotation, biological process: phospholipid catabolic process.